AUGGCUUCAAAUAAACAAGUUCUACGCCACGUUGUCUUAUUAAAAUUCAAUGAAAAUACAUCAGCAGCCGAUAUAACACGACUUGAAAAUGAAUUUCGUACAUUAGCAACAGUCAAAGUUUCUCAAGUCAAGGAAUAUGAAUGGGGUACAAACGUCAGCAAGGAAAAUCUUGAUCAUGGAUAUACUCAUUGUUUCAUACUGACAUUUGCUAAUGAAAAAGAUCGGGAUAUAUAUGUUGAUCAUGAAGAUCAUGUGGCUUUUGUCAAUAUCGUAAAACCACAUUUGGCUGAAGUAACUGUGGUUGAUUUUUGGGCGAAUAGUUAA
Rotaria sp. Silwood1 is the source of this 324-nucleotide messenger RNA. NCBI's taxonomy places the organism in Eukaryota, Metazoa, Rotifera, Eurotatoria, Philodinida, Philodinidae. The record is from the annotation of a GenBank genome assembly.